Molecule: messenger RNA, 1053 nt
Organism: Carassius gibelio (silver crucian carp)
Lineage: Eukaryota; Metazoa; Chordata; Actinopteri; Cypriniformes; Cyprinidae
Exons: 2
Coding region: 44-778 (244 amino acids)
Molecular function (GO): protein dimerization activity
Source: RefSeq, a predicted model, not a curated record
UCCACUGACCACUACCCUGGCUCAGCAAAAGAGCAAUGUUGCCAUGUUGACUACACAGGAGCUCGCCAAACUGCAAAAGCUGGAGGAACUACUUGAACCUUGCAGAUAUGUAACUGAACUGCUGGGAGGAGAGCAGUACAUCUCCUGCUCAGUGGUAUUGCCAGCCUUGUGCCACUUGUUCAAAAUUAUGGAGUCCACAGAGGAUGAUCCAGCGUAUGUAGUUCAAUUCAAAAAUGAUUUUACUUCAGACCUAUCUAAAAGGAAGGACAGCACUAAUCUCACAUGGCUGAAGAUCGCUACUGCAAUUGACCCAAGGUUUAAAGACCUAAAGUGUCUUCCCAAAGAUGAAAGGAAUGAGGUGUGGGCUUCACUAAGCAAGCUGUUAAUGGCACAGAGUCCUGGAAAACAAGAGUCUAAAGAGACAACAGACCAACAGCCACCAAAGAAGAGAAGGAUCUCCGUCUUGCUGGUUUCUUCUGAUUCAGAGUCAGAUGAAGAGGAAGAGUCCAUAGAACAGUGUCUUAACCGCUACAAAGCAGAGCCCAAAUUGCACAUGGAGGGUUGUCCACUACAGUGGUGGAAAAAGAGAGAAGCAACACAUGCAAGGCUGGCACCAAUAGCAUGCAAGUAUCUGUCAACCCCUGAUACAACGGUGCCUUGUGAGAGACUGUUCUCACUCUCAGGUCACAUCAUUCAAAAGAAAAGGGCCACAUUGUCCCCUGAUAAUGUCAACAGACUGGUCUGUCUCAGCAACUGGCUGAAUGUAAAGGAGGACUAAGCAAAAUAGUUUCUACUUUAUAAUUAAUGUUCUCAACUCUCAGCAAUACAACGUUACAAUGAGUAAAAUUUUUUGUAUUCAUUCCUUUAUUAUUAUUAUUUUCCAAUUUCCAUAUUUGCAAUGACUAUACUUUGGAAUUUUUUUGCAGUCCACUUAGAAUUCAACAUCUGUGUUACAAGUUAAACAAAAAUUCCAAUAAACAAUCAUAUUUUGAAUUUAAAUAGUUUCUUUGUCUUAAGUUUCCAUUGAUUAUUUACAUUUUACAUUUACAUAUC